Molecule: messenger RNA, 1042 nt
Organism: Achroia grisella
Lineage: Eukaryota; Metazoa; Arthropoda; Insecta; Lepidoptera; Pyralidae
Gene: Mpk
Product: phosphomevalonate kinase
Exons: 4
Coding region: 363-923 (186 amino acids)
Biological process (GO): isopentenyl diphosphate biosynthetic process, mevalonate pathway; cholesterol biosynthetic process
Cellular component (GO): cytoplasm
Molecular function (GO): phosphomevalonate kinase activity
Source: RefSeq, a predicted model, not a curated record
UCAGUUGACGUCAAUCUUUAAUCUCAAAGUAAUGUCCUGUUAAUUCUCGCUGUCAAGACUGUGAUUGUCAGUUUUCUCUUCCGCGAAAUUCCUAAAAUUAUCCUCCAAUUUUAUUUCUUGGCAAAUGCAUAGAAGUGCCAAGCCAUAAAGAAGAAAAAAAAAGUAAACAACAACCUCAGAAAAUAAACAAUAGAAUAUGUAUUUAAAUUAUAUACAAUGCUGAAUCCAAGUAAUUACUAUUUGCCUCUUCCGAUUGUUGUUAUAGAUUUCUAACCAUUAUAUUGUUUGAAUUAUAAAUUUGUGCUUCUAAGGUAGAAAUCACAAUAAUAAUAAGGAAGAAAAUAUUAUAAAUACGUUCUAAAAUGCCACCACAGGUAAUUUUACUAUUUAGUGGGAAAAGAAAAUCUGGAAAGGACUUUUUGACUGAUCAUUUACAAAAACUGCUUCAAGACCGUUGUGAAGUUCUAAAAAUAUCACAGCCAAUAAAAAGUCACUGGGCUACUGAAAAUAAUUUGAACCUCCAUGAACUAUUGAGUGAUAAUGCAUACAAAGAACAGUAUAGAUUGGAUAUGAUAAAGUGGAGUGAGGCGGUAAGAGACAAAGACUAUGGCUGUUUUUGUAAACAGGCCUGUUCAAAUGCCGCUGACAAACCUAUAUGGAUAGUCAGCGAUAUAAGAAGAAAAACAGACAUCCAAUGGUUUAAAGAGACUUAUCAGGACCUAAUUAAAACUAUUAAGAUAAGUGCUGAUGAAAAUACAAGAAAAUCCAGAGGGUACCAGUUCAAAUCUGGUGUUGAUGAUGCAGCUUCAGAGUGUGACCUUGAUGAUUAUAUCGAUUGGGACUUAGUAAUUAAUAAUGGUGAAGGAAGCCAACCAAUCGAUGAACAGUUGGUCAGUAUUAUGUCAUUAUUGUCACAUUUAUGACAGAAAGAGAAUUUGCAAAAUAUAUAUUUAUAAAUAUGGUGGUGUUAUACUUGUAUUAUAUUUAUUUUCAAUAUAUGAAAAUCAAAGAUUUUUAUUGUAACUGCUGAUAACUAACUUUA